UUUUUCCAGACGUUUCGGACUUAACAGUAUUGUUCGCGUGCUUGUCUUGCGGUAUUUAAUUGCGAUUAUAUUUUGAAGGUUCUAUUGCUUUACGUUACAUCAAUUGAAGCAGACGUUUUGGAUUUACAUUUAGAUCAGAUUUAUUUUUCUUUAAAAUCAUGGAGUUGCCAAAAAUAGGAGACCAUUGCUCAGAUUCAUUUUGUCGCCAGUUAGACUUUUUACCGAUAAAGUGCGACGCUUGUGAAAAGCAAUUUUGUAAAAACCAUAUUCGAUACGAAGAUCAUAAAUGUGAAUCUUCUUAUAAAAAAGAUGUCCAAGUUCCAGUUUGCCCACUUUGUAAUAAGCCAGUGCCAGUGCCACGAGGUGAAGUGGCGGACAUAAAAGUUGGAGAACAUAUCGAUCGAGAUUGUCAAUCUGAUCCAGCGAAAAAACAUAGGCAGGCGUAUUCUAAUCGUUGUUCGGCUCCAAAGUGUAAACAGAAAGAACUCAUGCCAGUUGUUUGCCCGGACUGUCGACAAAACUUUUGUUUGCGACACCGCCAUACGCAAGACCAUGACUGUAAAGGAUUUCAAAGCAGUGGACGAGGGAUUUCAAACUCUGGCGUGGCUGCAAUUUUUCGUUCUAAUAAAGCCUCAAGUUCGAGAAACAUGGUUUCACAACCGAGGCAAACACGACCACAAAAAACAACAUUAAACGAUCUUGGUCGAAGCUUAAAUGCAGAGCGACAAAAUCGUGGAAUAUCGACUUCACAAUUACAAGGAAAUCUCUCUGAGGACGAAGCUUUAGCCCGGGCACUUCAAAUGUCAUUAGCAGAUGAACCCAAACCCCUCACUCAAGAAGAGAAAGAUCGUAUCAUGGCUCAGGAGCUUCAACGAGAGGAAGAAGAAAGACGAGCUGCGAGUAGACGCCGAACGCAACAAGAAUCGAGGAGAGAUGAUUCGAACUGUAAACUUAGCUAAAGAAGAAUAGUUUUGCAAUUGAUUUUAUUCUGAUUUUAAAAAGUAAUUUUAUAUCAUAAUAAGUUGUUUUGUUUCGGGUGAAACUUAUUUAAUAGCCCCUAUGAAAUUUAUAUCUGUUCUUUCAAACACUUUCAACUUCUGCAUUUUCAGGAAUUAUCAAGUGUGACUAGUCAGAAUAAUCCUGAUCUAUAUAACUAAGUGCUGUUGCUGUAAUUUUUUUUUUCCAAGUUGAUGUUAAUUGGGCCAAACUAUGUUGGCGUCGCAUCCCAAAUAUCUCUGGUUUCAACCCCUUUUCCCAUUCUUUCACCAUUUAAAUUUUAUUAUCAAGUCUCAAUACAUCUCAUCUAAGUUUUUUUUAAUAUAGUCCUUGUUUAUUUAAGUUUUUUACAUCAUAGGUACACGAAGCACAUCAAAGUUUUCCCAACUUAUUUAAUUUAUGACUUUAUGAACACCCUACAUAAUGCUGCCUACUUACAAAAUGGAUUCGGAAAAUGAUUGAAAUUAUUAUUUUUCUGUAUGAUUUUUGACUGUUGAAUUAUGAUUUAUGAUAAUUUUUUGUUACAUAUAUACAUAAUAUAUUAUGGUUUUGCUACUUUCAGUCAAAUUUUGUAACUGCCUAAAUGUAGAUAUCAUUCAAGAGUUUUGUCGCUCUAUCUUUACAAAACUAAGGCCAAGUCUCGUACAAAUACAGUAAUAAAAUAAACAGAAUAACCAGGCAAAGGGGCAAAUUCUGAAAAUUGUUUCAUAACGCUGACGAGCAUAUAUGCUUACUUUUUGAGCAAUUAAGGGAAAUACAGAAUGAUGUGGUACUUAUCUCAUGGGUAGUGUCGAAUCGGGAAACCGCAUCGAUAUCCUACACAAAAUACAUGCAUGACUUCUUAGAAUAAUAAGUGAUUUGCACUGAUCUCUCAUUAUGGACGAUAUUAUUCUGUACAAUAGUCAUUUUUCUUGAUAAGAAGCCUAUCGCUUUUGCCAAAGUACUCCAGGCCCUGGAAUUUCUUUUUAUAUCUGUCAUGUUUAGAUGAACGUUUCUCAUGUGGAGAUUUCAUAUCAAUUAUGCUUAUAAUGACGAAAUAUUCAAGCAUUCAGUGCAAUAAUAUAGACAUUGGAAAUGACUUGAAAAUGUAAAAGAGAUGGAAAAAAUAGGGUUAAAACUAUAAAGCUGGUAUUUUAGGGACCAGAAUGUGCAAAAACUCAUUUGAAAAAUAGUAGAUUGGAUUCAUGAUAUGUACAGGGUUAGCAUAGAUAUACAACUUUGGGCAAAUGAUCAAAGUAAGAAAAAUUGUCAUUACACAUAGGAUCACCUACAAACGCAAUGCUUUAUCCAUUGCGAUUCGAAUACACCAAACUUUAGCCAUAUACUUCACAAAACCCAAAAUAAUGUAUUUUAGUAGUCAAAUCGUCUACAAACGAUUCUUUUUUUGCUGUUUCAGUUAUUACCAAUAUCUCUUACUCAUUUAUUCGUUUUUCUAUAUGUCAAGUAUAAAUUUAUAUAAAAUCAAUGUUUAAAAAUACGUAUUAUGUGUAAAAUAUUAUUCUGUAGUAGGUGUUAGUGUUAAUCCUAGUCUAGUUUGGUUCAGAAUGAUGAUUUAAUAUUAGCUUGAACUGCAAUGUGGGUGCUGUCUGAUUCGCUUCGGUGCUUCUGUAAUUAGGAAUCGUUGAAGCGUGACUGGUCAGAAUAAUGCCCACCAAACUGAUUCUAUAUGGCUGCUGUUUCCGCAUUUUUGCUUGCGGUGACAUAGUUUGGUAGAUGAGGAUGAAGUUUGUUUAAAGACGAACUAGAUUUGUUGGUACCUUUUCCCCCUCGAGUUAGGAUUAUUCGAGUUUAUCAUAACCAUAAGACCAUUUGACAUCAAUAU
Messenger RNA from Styela clava, 2818 nucleotides. RefSeq names its product AN1-type zinc finger protein 2A-like. Gene Ontology annotation, biological process: protein targeting to ER; proteasome-mediated ubiquitin-dependent protein catabolic process. The record is from RefSeq and is a predicted model, not a curated record. Gene Ontology annotation, molecular function: zinc ion binding. Gene Ontology annotation, cellular component: endoplasmic reticulum; cytoplasm. NCBI's taxonomy places the organism in Eukaryota, Metazoa, Chordata, Ascidiacea, Stolidobranchia, Styelidae.